This is a messenger RNA of Mytilinidion resinicola, 517 nucleotides long. Its product is annotated as DUF74 domain protein. The transcript has 2 exons. Bases 1 to 378 code for a protein of 125 amino acids. The record is from RefSeq and is a predicted model, not a curated record. NCBI's taxonomy places the organism in Eukaryota, Fungi, Ascomycota, Dothideomycetes, Mytilinidiales, Mytilinidiaceae.
AUGGCCCCCACAGCAACUCCAACCGCCAUCGUCCUCUUCCUCGACAGAACCGACGGCAUCGCCACCUCCACCAUUAACGAACUCCCCGGCUACCGGGUCGUGCGCACCUUCGGCACCGUCUGCGGCCUCAGCGUGCGCUCCAGCAACUGGGGCGCCGACAUCGCGUCUGUCCUCAAAUCGGCCGUCGGCGGAGAGCUGAAAUACCUCACCAACAUGCUCUACACAGCGCGAAACAACGCCGUCGAGCGCAUGGUCGGCGGGUGCAUCGGCCGCGGGGGCAACGCUGUCAUCGCCAUGCGCUUUGACACGUCCGAGAUUAUGAACUUUGCGCAGGUUUGCGCUUAUGGUACAGCGUGCGUCGUCGAAAAGGUUGAGUAGGUAGGUCGUGGCGGGGGGAGGAGUCGCCCAGGGGACAUCAGACACACGGCACUUCAGAAGAGUUCACUUCCUCGGCACAGCGUCUAGACUUGCUGCGUCUACAGCACACUCUAUUUUUACUUGCCGUCUUUUUUCUCCU